AUGGCGGAAUGUCCUGAUUCCACUCCGACCAAAUCUAUUGAGCGUGUAUGUGUAUCUCCAUCAUUGAAGGAGCAAAUUUGUUUACUGUGUGCGAAAGUUGUUUCUAACAGUGAUUUUAGGCGAAAGUUGACGACCUCAGGCGGCCAGAAAACAACAAAAACUUGUCUCACCCUCGAGUCAACACUGGGAAAGGAGAUCUCCAGUGACUGUUUUUUUACUAAUAUUUUGUGUCGUAACUGUGGUAUUUAUUUGGUAUUUUAUUUAUUUGCCACACAAUUACAAUAAUUACUUAAAGAUGCCAAAGAAAAAAAAUGUAGGAAGAGAUGGCGAGGAGGCCUAAAAGAAAAUAUAGAGCUUAUGUUAAUUAGGCCUCCUCAAUCACAAUUUUUCGAAGAUGGCAUAAAAAUUAUGGCGACGGGUACAAUAUAAUAUCAGGUGAAAAAUUAAACUAAUCAAUAUUACGGAAGUUUACAAAUGUUGAAUAUUAAAAGGCUUUUUCCCAAGAUUUUUGUUGAACUAUACUAAUAAUUAUUACAAAAAAAUGCCUUAAGUGCUCUUUUAAAGGAGAAAGGUGAGGAAGCGUUGAUGAUGUUGGUGUUUAAGGUGUUGUAAAAUUUAGGUCCUUGAUAAAAAACGGAAAAUUGCUUGGUUCGAGUACGACAGAAAGGCAGACGAAAUUUACACGAGUUUCUCGUAUUAUACGAAUGAAUUUGACUUUGUAAGGUAAAUUUACAAUGAAAUUUUAAAGGUAGAGUAUGGUUUUGAUAGGAGUACAUGAAUAAGCCUAGUUGUAUUAAGUAUAUAUCAUGAAAUUUUAAGAUACCAAGAUUUUGAAAGAUUGGAUCAGUAUGUGCAUCGAAAGUGGUUUUAGCUAUAGUUCUGAUCACUCGUUUCUGUAAAAUCUCAAGACGAAUAAGGUUAGUUCUGUAAGUAGAGGGCCAAACUAAGUUGCAGUAAAAAAGGUAUGGAUAGACUAGAGAAAAAUAUAGUGUUCGUAAGGUUUUCGUGGAUAAAUAGAAACUGGAUUUACGAAUAAUUCCCGUGCAUUUAGAAACUUUAUUGGCGACAUGUGAGAUUUCAGAUUUCCAAUUUAAAUUUUCAUCCAUGAUUACUCCCAGGAAAACUGUUUCUUUUACUUGAUCAAUUUUUUGACUAUUAAUUAAAAGUUGAAUAGUUUGAUUUGUACGCUUUUGGGAUGGUUUAAAUGCAAUGAAUUUGGUUUUUUUCAAGUUUAAUGAAAGCCUGUUAGCUCUAAACGAUAUUGACAACUUAUUUAGUGUGUGGCAAGUGUCGUAGAGUGGUUUUUCCUGAAGCCGAACUGCUGUCAAGAACGAAACCCUUGCUCGGAAGCUUCACGGAGUGAGAGAAAGCCUCGAAUCAUCGAGGAAGGCCAUUACAGAGGAAAAAGGAGGCAUAACUUCUGUAAAACGGCAAGCACAAGAUUCAGCUCGUGGUACGAGCAAGCAAAAGAGAAACAAAAGAGCUCUGUUUGUAGUUGGUGAUGAUCCCCCUUCCACCAACAAUUUGAUCGCGGCGCUGUUAUGCAGAGAUGCAACGACACAAGUGGGUUUCGAAGAUUUCCUUGAGGAAGAGAAUAUUUUAACCGAGGUAAGUUUGAAAAAAAAAGAGUAUUCACGGUUACAUGUUCUGUCAAAACUUAGCGUAAUUCCCACACUCGAUAAAUUUAUCCUACGGUGUGGCACAAAAUUUGUGCGGGUUCAAUUUUUUGCGAUUUUUCCAGCGAUCUGCAAAAAUAAGCUGCCACAAAUAAAAUUCACUGCAAACAUUUUUCCCGAAAAAUUUACUCCAGAGCAAAUAUUCUCCAAAGUGAAUUCACUACAGAAAAAUACAGUAGUAUCAGUACAGUAGUACAGUAGUACAGUAGUACAGUAGUAGUAGAGUAGUGUAGUACAGUAGUAGUACAGUAGUGUCUGUUUAACUACAACUUGUUCCCUUCAUCCAGAAACAAAAUGGGUGCAAUGAAUUACUGAUUUUACAUACGUAUACCGUAGUAUUGUUUGAAAAUACAUAUUUCCAUUGCAUGUACCUAAAAAAACGAAAAUAAUGUCAAUGUUGGAUACCGAGUACUGGAUACUUUCUGACAAUCGCAAAAAUUAAUUCCUACCAAGAACAACAAUGUCCUAAUCGCAAAAAUUAGUUCCCGCAUGGUAUUUUGAAACUUUCCAAUUAACUAAAGCCGUAAAUUUUAAGAGCCACUCUUUUGCUAUUCUUGAAGUAAAAUUUCAUAAAUUUAUUGUCAUUAUUAUUAUCAUCAUUUUUCUCGAAAUAUCAUCUAAUUUGGUUCUUACUUCCUUUGUUUUGUAGGUGAUCAUACACUUUCCAAAUAGUCCCUCUAGAAGAAUAGCCGUCUAUGAAGACAAAGCCCGUGUUAUACGCCAGCUUUGCCUUGGCUCCAUAGAAUCGGUUGUAAAUACCCUGCUUCAAAACAAGGAAUGGCAGAGCAUUGUUUAUGACAAGGUCUCCAAUCUCAUAACAAUGGAAUUGACAGGACUCUGUGUCCUAUGA
Molecule: messenger RNA, 2526 nt
Organism: Porites lobata
Lineage: Eukaryota; Metazoa; Cnidaria; Anthozoa; Scleractinia; Poritidae
Source: the annotation of a GenBank genome assembly